AUGAACGAUAACAACCGGCGUUGUUCAGUUUAUGAUGUACUUGCUAACGAGAGGACGUGUCCACAGAUGACAGUUCCCAACACAAAAAUCACAUAUUUGCAGGCGUCCAUCCAAGUCCCAUUCCAGUCAGGAACGCUUGCGUUUUUGCAAUGUCCAUUCGGCGAAGUUUCAAAUGGCCCCACUUCUUCGCUGUGUCAGGAUGGUUUCUGGAACCAGCAGUUAUCACCAUGCAAAAGCAUACAAUCCGGUAAAGCAUGCGUUCCAUUGCCAAAAAUUCAUGACGGCCAGAUACUUUAUUUUCAAAGUUCAUUGUUUAUGCAAAAUGCAAUGGGUACAACGGCAACGUUGAUUUGCGAUAUUGGUUACACUGCAUCGGGAAGUUCAACUACGCAAUGUGAAAGCAGCGGUACUUGGAAACCACAGUUGGGCGUUUGUAAAAAUUUAGCACUAAUCACAUGUCCUGAUAUUUCUGUUAUCAACGGUACAAUUUCAUAUGGCUCAUUAACAACAAGCAAAGUUGGUAGCAUAGCAACAUUAAAGUGUAAUUUUGAUGCUGUGCCCACCGGGCAUUCGAUUGUUACAUGCAUGCCAAAUGGUUUGUGGUCCGCGCCGAUGGGUAAAUGUAUACCCAUUUGGUCGGGAAAUAAUCCAAACGAAGCGUUUCUACAAAAAUGUCCUCCAAUCAAAAGUGUUCAAAAUGGCUCAAUAUCUUAUGACGCUUUUCGUCCACGUUCCAAAGGUACAAUAGCGAUACUGUUUUGUGACAUUGGAUUUACACCAGUUGCCAAUGCGAUUAUUUUAUGUCAAGCAGAUGGACAGUGGAGUGAUGCGUUUGGAAGAUGUGAUUCACUGCUUUCAGCUAUGAAUCGAUGUCCUUUACUUGCUGUGCUCAACGGACAAAUAACAUAUGAUCCUUCAGUGCCCAGGCAUGUCGGUACAAUCGCAUACUUGGUUUGUAAUCCAGGCUUUUUUGUACGCAUUGGACCAACCACUUUGAUGUGUCAACCGGACCGUGCAUGGAAUGGUACCAUUAGAUGUAAUUUAGGUAAUUGCGAGCGCUUGAUAGAGCAAGCAAAUGAGCAAAUAAAUAAAUCAAAUAACGAGACUUACGUUCUUCAUCAAACUGCGAACUCUACUGAUGAAUACGGAUUCAGUAAUAGUAUGUAA
Molecule: messenger RNA, 1167 nt
Organism: Anisakis simplex (herring worm)
Lineage: Eukaryota; Metazoa; Nematoda; Chromadorea; Rhabditida; Anisakidae
Source: the annotation of a GenBank genome assembly